Sorghum bicolor (sorghum) is the source of this 1621-nucleotide messenger RNA. Its product is annotated as RHOMBOID-like protein 1. Bases 173 to 1438 code for a protein of 421 amino acids. Gene Ontology annotation, molecular function: serine-type endopeptidase activity. The record is from RefSeq and is a predicted model, not a curated record. Gene Ontology annotation, cellular component: membrane. Gene Ontology annotation, biological process: proteolysis. NCBI's taxonomy places the organism in Eukaryota, Viridiplantae, Streptophyta, Magnoliopsida, Poales, Poaceae. The transcript has 6 exons.
CCACCGCGUCUCCGGCCCCCUCCACCAUCUCCACCACGAGGCAGCACGCGCGGGCGACCCUCCCCUCCCGACACGCAGAAUCCCGCGCCGCGCGCUCGCUCGCAUUCAUCGCGCCGCCACCCCCCACGUUCCAGCCGGCCACGCGCACGCGCCCCCCGCCGCCGGCCGUACCAUGGGGCGGCGGGGCGAGACGGCGGUGGUCCCCAUUGACGUGGCGUCCGGCGGCGGCGGCGGUGGCGGGAGAGGCGAGGAGCGGCCCAAGGGCGAGCGCCACCGGAGCCACGGCCCCGGCCACCACCACGGCCGCCACGGCCAGCACCGGAGCCGCCCGCCGCCGCCGCCCCCGCCGACGUUCCGGCCGUUCCGGCGGUGGUUCCCGUUCCUUGUGCCGCUCUUCAUCCUCGCCAACGUCGUCCUCUUCGUGCUCACCAUGUACGUCAACGACUGCCCCGCGCACGCGCGGGCCACCGGCGCCGCGAUAGGGGGAUCAGUCGGCGAGAGCGCCACCGCGCAGGGCUGCUUGCUCGCGCCCGAGCUCGGGAGGUUCGCGUUCCAGUCGUUCAAGGAGAACCCGCUUAUCGGCCCUACCUCCGCCACGCUGUUGGAAAUGGGGGCACUGGAAACCAGUAAAGUUACCAAAGAUCACGAAGGCUGGCGCCUCAUUACAUGCAUUUGGUUGCAUGCUGGAGUCAUCCACAUACUCGCUAACAUGUUGAGUCUCUUAAUGAUCGGAAUCAGGCUCGAGAAGGAGUUCGGUUUCAUAAGGAUUGGUACACUGUAUGUGAUCUCUGGUGUUGGUGGCAGCUUGCUGUCUUCUCUAUUUAUGGUGUCCAAUAUAUCAGUCGGUGCUUCAGGCGCACUAUUUGGACUAUUGGGCUCAAUGCUGUCAGAGCUCAUAACAAAUUGGACAAUAUAUGAGAACAAGUUCGCAGCACUCUUGACUCUAGUUAUGAUCAUUGUCAUCAACUUAGCAGUUGGGAUCCUUCCACAUGUUGACAACUUCGCGCACCUUGGAGGAUUUAUGUCAGGGUUCUGUCUUGGUUUUGUGCUGCUAAUACGACCACAGUUUGGAUAUAUUAACCAAAAGAACUCUCCUCUUGGAUUUCCCGCGGGCGUAACUAAACAGAAGUUCAAGAUAUAUCAAAUCGUACUUUUGGUUAUUGCUACAAUGAUGAUAGUUUCUGGGUUCACUGUUGGAUUGGUGUUGCUAUUUCAAGGAUUCAAUGCUAGUGAGCACUGUUCUUGGUGCCAUUAUUUGAGCUGUGUGCCUACUUCAAAGUGGAGUUGCAACGCACCAAACAACUAUUGCAUGUCUUCACAGCUCGGAAAUCAACUAAAUCUGACAUGUGAAAGCACUGGGAAGACUGCAACAUAUGUUCUCAGCAAUCCAAACAGCACGGAAGCAAUUAAAAAUCUUUGUGUCGGCCUUUGUGGUUAAUAGUGAAUGUCUGUAUUUUCUAACAGGGAAUUAAUGCCAGAUAUCUAUGGAAUAUAUAAUUAGAAGCCUAUAUUUACAUUAUGAUUCUCUGGCAAUGCUUUUGCGGCUUCUAUGGUAUUUUCUUGUGCAUGCUGUGUAUUAUGAAUGUCAGUUGAUGGUUUAAAAGAUGGACAAUUUGGGGCA